CCAUGAUUAUAGUAGUGUUAUAAGUCACUACAGAGGCAGCGGUUAUUGGUAUUUGACAGUUGUUUUUGAUCAGUCGCGGUGAACACUACGUACCUGAACAACAUCAUGUUCAAGACAGUACUAUGCGGCGUCUAUGCGACAAGUGGCAUCGCCCUGAUAUUUCUCUUUGUGAUGCUUUGUGCCUUGAGUGAGAAAGUAAGAUACCGAGCGAAAUUCACCUUCUUCAUAGUAGGCAGCGCAUUAGCUGCAGGAUUGUGGAUUCCGUUCAUGCUGUUUCGAAUCGGUAGCUGGAAAAAUGCACUAAUGCCGGCCAGAUGUGUAGUAAGAAUAGCGAAGAUCAUUGGAAUCAAAUUCCGUUUUCGCGGUAAAGAGAAUAUCAUCAAAGACUCUGGCUGUGUCGUGCUCAUCAAUCAUCAGAGUUCACUAGAUCUUUGUGUUUUAGGUGAAUUGUGGUUAGCGAUGGAGAAUUGCACUGUAAUUUCUAAAAAAGAGAUUUUGUAUCUUGGACCAUUUGGUCUCGCGACUUGGCUUUGGGGAACAGUGUUCAUCGAUAGGAAAAAUGUUGAAGAAGCCCAAAAAAUUAUUAACGCUACAGCGGAAUCUAUUCGUCUGGCAAAGCGGAGACUUCUUCUAUUUCCCGAAGGACACCGACAUUCGGGUAAUUCGUUGCUUCCUUUCAAGAAAGGCGCUUUUCAUGUCGCAAUUGAAUCUCAAAUGCCGAUUCAACCUGUUGUCGUGUCAAAGUACUACUUCUUAGAUGGCAAAUUAAAAAGAUUUUAUUCAGGAACUAGUUAUAUUACGGUUCUACCGCCUAUUCCUACCGCGGGUUUGACCAAAAACGAUCUUCCAAAGCUUAUGAAGGAAGUGUACGAUGUUAUGAACAAAACUUUCGUGGAAUCUACGACGGAAUGCCUCGAAGAACAAAUACAAGGUUUUAAGAAUAUGCAAAUUGUAGUACCUGCUAUAAAAUCAUACAAUAUCUAUAAAUCAUCUCAUAUAUUUAUGUAUUUCAAUGUAUGCAUACUAUAUUAGAUAUAUGAUAACUUUACAUUAAAAAAUUCAAUCUAGAUAUUUGGAAUCAAUUGUUAUUUCUAUUGUUCUCUAUAUGCGCAAUUAAUUUAUAAUAUUACUUUUUUUUAUAAGAGAACAAUGUUUUUUUUUCUAUAUUUAAGCAUGUUAUGAGUUUGUAAAAAUUUAA
Messenger RNA from Cataglyphis hispanica, 1198 nucleotides. RefSeq names its product 1-acyl-sn-glycerol-3-phosphate acyltransferase alpha (gene Agpat2). The record is from RefSeq and is a predicted model, not a curated record. NCBI's taxonomy places the organism in Eukaryota, Metazoa, Arthropoda, Insecta, Hymenoptera, Formicidae. Gene Ontology annotation, biological process: phosphatidic acid biosynthetic process. The transcript has 7 exons. Gene Ontology annotation, molecular function: 1-acylglycerol-3-phosphate O-acyltransferase activity. Bases 106 to 1032 code for a protein of 308 amino acids. Gene Ontology annotation, cellular component: endoplasmic reticulum; membrane.